Molecule: messenger RNA, 3801 nt
Organism: Hypanus sabinus (Atlantic stingray)
Lineage: Eukaryota; Metazoa; Chordata; Chondrichthyes; Myliobatiformes; Dasyatidae
Gene: prdm1a
Product: PR domain containing 1a, with ZNF domain
Exons: 10
Coding region: 610-3036 (808 amino acids)
Biological process (GO): regulation of transcription by RNA polymerase II; cell fate commitment
Cellular component (GO): nucleus; cytoplasm
Molecular function (GO): histone deacetylase binding; DNA-binding transcription repressor activity, RNA polymerase II-specific; RNA polymerase II cis-regulatory region sequence-specific DNA binding
Source: RefSeq, a predicted model, not a curated record
UAAUAUUCUACCACGCGAACGCUGCCGCGAAGCCCGAGUGGCCGACCUUUCUUUUACAACAUGGGAUCGCUUGGGGACUGAGAGGACAUGCUAAACCUGGGAUCGCUGUAUGCAAGGAGGAGGAAAGUUUACAAAUAAUUCGACUGUGAAGGAAAGACGGCAACUUGGAGUCGCUUUGCUGUUUAUUCUGUGAGCAGCCACUUCCCAUUAAAGCGUUUGAACUACAUGGGACCGCGUCCGCGUGAUACCAGUCUGGGGCGACGGGCUUCGCGACCGCUCUAACUCAGCUGGCGUCACCGGGUAGCAGUUUGGAGGAAGGUUGACUUCUGUUCUUUCCUCAUUCGAACUACAAGAAGCCUUGCCUUGCCUUGCCUGAGACCAGCAAAGUCACACGGCUCAGAGAUCGUACCCAGUGCAUUCCUCAGUCACAUGGUUCAGUUACUCAUCAGGUGACCUUCCUGCAAUCAAAUCACCAGGUUUUCACAGCAAGUAGCUUGCACUGUCACAUCUGAAGCCUGAGGACGGAAGACACAGUGUGUGUGUGUGUGUGUGUGUGUGUGCAUGCGCAUAUGUUUAUGAGUGAGUGUGUGUGUGAAAGUGCUUGAAGUGAUGAAAAUGGACAUGGAAGAUGUGGAUAUGACCCAGUGGACCGAGGCUGAGUUUGAGGAGAACUGCACGUACAUUGUAAACGACCAGACGUGGGACCCCACUGCCGACGACUGUCUGACCCAUGCCCAAGCCACCCUGCCACGGAACCUGAAGUUCAAGUUCGCACAUGGCGGUAGUGAGGUGAUCGGAGUUUUGAGUGCAGAAUACAUCCCAAAAGGGACACGAUUUGGGCCACUUGUGGGCGAAAUCUAUACCAGUGAAACAGUCCCGAAGAAUGCAAACAGAAAAUACUUCUGGAGGGUGUACUCAAACGGUGACCUGCAUCACUUUGUCGACGGCUUCGACGAGAGCAAAAGUAACUGGAUGCGAUAUGUGAAUCCGACGCGCUCAAAGCAAGAGCAGUGCCUAGCGGCCUGUCAGAACGGCAUGGACAUCUACUUUUACACAGUGAAGCCCAUCCUUGCUAACGAGGAGCUGCUGGUGUGGUACAGCAGCGAGUUUGCGGAGAGACUUCACUACCCAGGCUCCGAUGAUCUGAUGAUGAUUAAGCUAAAGUGCAUCAACCUACCUAAGAUCGAGGAACUGCAGGGAAAAUGGCAGCCCGGCCCAGGAGACCGACACAACAAACAAAGAUAUGUAACUGAAGAGAAUGGUAUUACAAAGCCAGGCAACGGGACACACAGAAUCCUCGAUAGUGAGGAAAAUGCUGUGAAGGAGAAUCACAGGGUAACGACAGCCCAACCAUUGGUCGCUCCAGGAAAAGAAAUGGAGGACAUCAGCAAAAAGCACAGUCUGGAACGAACCUUCUUGCCUCGUGUCCUGUACCCCGUAAGGCCUCACGUUCCGGAAGAAUACGUGAAGCCCACUUCAGUCUACGGGAUUGAGACGCAAAGUUACGUCAAGCACUCUCCCCUGCAGUCUUCCGUCAUCUCCAGUCCCUCAUCUCGAAGCAGCCCAGACCAGAGUUUCAAGAGCUUAACACCACACAGCAGUCCAGAAUCUCACAUCUCCCCCUUAAUCCCCUCAACAGAGGAACACAAGCAAGCUUUUCCAUACCUGACUGGGCCGUACAACCGGGAAGGGUUGGGCUCUCUCCCGGCCUACCCCCCUCCUGGACACCUGCCUUUCAUCCACCCCUACAACCCCGUUAAUAGCCAGUACUCCCGACUCAUGUUACCUCAUUACCAAGUCGGUUGCAACGGGCUGAAUACCUUCGCAGGCCUGGGGGGCAUAAACGGCAUGAGCAACUUCAGCCUCUUACCCAGAGUGUACCCGUUGUACGGCAGCCUCCUGGGGAACGGUGGCCUCUCCCAGCACCUCUUUGGCCCGUCGGUUCUGCCCGGCCCGCUGCCACCCGAAGCAGGCCAGAGGCUGCUGCUCCCGGAGCGGCCGAAGGACUUCCUGAUCCCCGCGCGGAACAGCGCCUUCUCCAUCGCGGGCCCCGCUGCCAGCCUGAAAGAUCGUCCAGGCAGCCCCGGCAGCAGCUCCCCGACCGCAGGAACAGCUGCAUUGCACUCGGAACAUCUACUGCAACCCAAACCUACCUCAGCUGGCCUGGUCAGCAGCAGCAGCAGCAGCGAAGAAGCCAUGAAUCUCAUCAAACCAAAGCGCAACCUCACCGGUUACAAAACACUUCCUUACCCUCUAAAGAAGCAGAAUGGGAAGAUAAAGUACGAGUGUAAUGUCUGCUACAAGACCUUUGGACAGCUAUCGAACCUUAAGGUCCACCUGAGAGUACACAGUGGGGAACGGCCUUUUAAGUGUCAAACCUGCAAUAAAGGCUUCACCCAGCUCGCACACCUUCAGAAGCACUAUUUGGUUCACACUGGGGAGAAGCCACAUGAAUGUCAGGUUUGCCACAAACGAUUCAGCAGCACGAGCAACCUGAAGACUCACCUCCGCCUGCACUCGGGCGAGAAACCUUACCAGUGCAAGCUGUGCCCGGCCAAGUUCACCCAGUUCGUGCACCUGAAGCUGCACAAGCGCCUGCACACCAGGGAGCGCCCCCACAAGUGCUUCCAGUGCCACAAGACCUACAUCCACCACUGCAGCCUGAAGGCUCACCUGAAAGGAAACUGCCCCGUCGCCCCGGGCGCCGGCCGGUCCCUGGAGGACCUGCAUCGCUUCAACGAGGAGAUCAACAAGUUCGACAUCAGUGACAGCGCCGACAAACUGGACGACAUGGGGCACGGCGAGGAGCUGGAGUCCAUCGUCGAGAAACAGAUCUUCAGCAGGCUCAGGAGGGAGGUGGAAGAGGCCGGUUUAAAGAACACGUUUGAAAGGAGCCUGGGCAGCGACCUCCUCUCCUCCGGGUGUAACACGUACGAGAAACUGGACCUACCAGUCCUGAAAAUGGCUCACGGUAGCCCACUACCUCGUGUGCCCAUCAAAGUCAAGCAAGAAACCAUUGAACCCAUUGAUCCUUGAGAUCAGACAGAUGUGACACUUUUUACAAUUUGGGGAGCAAAGCUGCCUGGACCACCCAAAUGUAGAUAGACCUCUGCAACGCUGCAGGACAGACUGACUGACUCUUUUGAGAGCUGCCCCCAUGUGGCAGGGCAUCUCAACAUACAUCUCAGGGCAUCUUUAGUAAAAUAUUAGACUAUAGCAAGCCUCCCAGCAAAGCUUAAAGACAAUCAUUUUAAGCAGAAUUAUUUUUGCAAAAGUAGUCAAUAAUUUAUUAUGCAAUUGACUUUGUUAAGCAAUACCUGAAAAUGAUGUUUACAAUGACCCAGGUUAAUCAUUGUAAUCAAAUAUGGAAAUGCUUUAUUUUUAUUUUCUCUGAUGCCAUUCUUUGUAGAUACUUUAAGCUGUGUUUUGAAUUUAAGGAGAAAAUUAAUGGGAUCUUAAUAGGAAAGCAAUUUAAACAUUUAAAUUGGAAUAUCUGAAAAUAGUUUUGUAAAAUACUGUUGCAAUAUAGUGUAUUGCCAAAGCAGGAAGUUUUUAAGAAAAAUUGUUUAAUCAUCAUUACCUUUUUUUUCUCAUUUCCCAUCAUGUCUUUUCACUCCCUUCUUUAGUUCUUUCUCCUUUCUCUCCUCUUCCCUUUGCCAUUUAUCCCCACACAAUUCUCUCUCUCUCCCUCUCUCCCUCCCUCUCUCCCUCCCUCUCUCCCUCCCUCUCUCCCUCCCUCUCUCCCUCCCUCUCUCCCUCCCUCUCUCCCUCCCUCUCCCUCCCUCUCUCUCUCCCUCCCUC